AUGGAUAAUCACUCCAGCGACGAGGACACGGAGGAUGACCUGGCCACCCAGCUCACCAUUCAGCAGAGUCUGCAGGAUGCUUACAGGCCAGGACCACAUCGUGCACCUGAGCAAGCCAGCUUGCAUUCCAUGCUGAGCACCGAGUGUCAGAAGAUAGUUGAGACUAUCGAGGCAGUAGGUGAGGAAGAGGCAUUGUCACAGCUGGCCCGGCACCCCUCUGCUUUCGAUGAAGCCGAUGGGAUGGGAUGGACCCCUCUGCACAAGGCAACGGUGCAACUAAAUAAGAACAUUCUGGAAAUAACCCUGAAGGCUUCAAAAGCCAGUGUGUGGGAGCAAACCACCCAGCUUGGGGAGACCCCGCUGUUCCUGGCCGUAAGCAGCUCCCUCAUAGAAAACGCCAGUUUCCUCCUCCUCAAUGGCUGUGAUCCCAACGCAAGGAACUUUGAAGGCAAUUCUCCACUUCUCACAGCUGUUCUGCGUGACUGCUAUGACAUGGCCUCCCUGCUGAUCAGCCACGGAGCCAACGUCAAUCUGCGCUGUGCCAAUGAGAGGACGGCUCUGCACGAAGCAGCCAAACUGGGCCGACAGGACAUGGUGAAGCUGCUGCUGGUUUCUGGGGCACACCCUGACCCUCAGAGCUCCUACGGGUUCACCCCUCUGGCUCUCGCUGCCCAAGGUGGCCACACUGCAGUCAUGGAGCUGCUACUACAGAAAGGAGCUAAUGCUCACGGUCAGGCCUCUGAUUCUUCUUCCAUCCUGCUGGAAGCUGCCAGAGGAGGAAAUCCAGACUCAGUGGCCCUCCUGCUUGAGUACGGAGCUGAUGCCAACAUCCCUAAGAACUCGGGCCACCUGCCCAUCCAUGUGGCUGCAGACAGAGGUCACUUACUAGCUCUAAAGAAGCUGAUUCCAGUUACAAAUCUUGUUGCCAUCAAGCGGAGCGGGAUCAGUCCAGUUCACUGCGCAGCAGCAGGGGCGCACUCUGAGUGCCUGGAACUUCUUAUCCAGGCUGGAUUUGAUGUGAAUUUCAUGUUAGAUCAGAAAAUUCGCAAACAUUAUGAUGAUCAAAGGAAAUCAGCUUUGUAUUUUGCGGUAUCAAACGGUGAUCUCUCUUCGGUAAAGCUGCUUCUGAGUGCAGGAGCUCUGCCUAAUCAAGACCCGGUUAACUGCCUCCAGAUAGCCCUUCGACUGGGCAACUACGAGCUGGUAAGUCUGCUGCUGAGGCAUGGGGCCAACGUGAAUUACUUUUGCAAAGUUAACCCUCUGCACUUCCCGUCGGCACUGCAAUACACACUGAAAGAUGAAGUCAUGCUCAGGAUGCUGCUCAAUUAUGGGUAUGAUACAGAGCUGUGCUUCGACUGUCCUCACGGUGACAAAGCGCAUCCUUUAUAUAGUUUUGAAGGCUGGACCUCUACAGUUAUCAAAGACACCAUGUUCUGUGAAGUAAUAACACUGUCGUGGCUGCAGCAUCUUUCUGGAAAGGUGGUUCGAGUGAUGCUUGAUUAUGUUGACCAAGUUCAGAUCUGUUCAAAGUUAAAAGCUGUGCUCCAAAAGCAGGGGCUUUGGUCAGAGAUCCAUUUUAUCUUGACAAAUCCUCGCUCCCUAAAACACUUGUGCCGCCUGAAAAUCCGGAAGUGUAUGGGACGUCUCCACUUGCGAUGCCCUGUCUUCAUGUCAUUUCUUCCCCUACCCAAUCGUCUAAAAGCAUAUGUCCUUUACAAAGAGUAUGACCUUUAUGGACAAGGAAUUGUGACAGGAUCCUGGUAA
Ochotona curzoniae (black-lipped pika) is the source of this 1764-nucleotide messenger RNA. It is a transcript of the gene ASB14, whose product is annotated as ankyrin repeat and SOCS box containing 14. Gene Ontology annotation, biological process: intracellular signal transduction; innate immune response. Gene Ontology annotation, molecular function: protein binding. The transcript is spliced from 9 exons. The record is from RefSeq and is a predicted model, not a curated record. Lineage: Eukaryota; Metazoa; Chordata; Mammalia; Lagomorpha; Ochotonidae. Gene Ontology annotation, cellular component: cytoplasm. Bases 1 to 1764 code for a protein of 587 amino acids.